Closterium sp. Yama58-4 is the source of this 2622-nucleotide messenger RNA. The record is from the annotation of a GenBank genome assembly. NCBI's taxonomy places the organism in Eukaryota, Viridiplantae, Streptophyta, Zygnematophyceae, Desmidiales, Closteriaceae.
AUGAGUCCCAGACCUUGUCCCUACGGAGACCCCCCGCAACCGCGAACGGGUCUGACGUCUCCAGUCACUCCCGCGUUCGCCGGCGGAUUGAACGCGAGUUCCGAUGCAUUCUUUAAUGCCAUUUCUUCCAGUAGUGGUGCUGCUGCCGGUCCGUCUUGGAUCGCUCCCAGGCGCGCCGACAGGGUGGGGAAAGGCGCCAAAGGCGGGCCGGAGAACGCGCUGCACGGCUUCCGCGGGGUGCGGCAGCGCAGUUGGGGGAAAUGGGUGGCGGAGAUCCGCGCGCCGCGCAGCAAGAAGCGCAUCUGGCUGGGGUCGUUCGCGGACGCGCGGACUGCUGCGCUGACGUACGACCGCGCAGCGCGGAAAUUGUACGGGCCGCGCGCGCAGCUCAACUUCUUCGACGAGGCGGCAGUUUCAGCACCCAUCAGCAGCCCCCCUCACGGCGCAAGCUUGCGCGCCGCCGACGCCCGCAGCGGCUUGAUCAGCAGCGGAAGCGGCAGCGGCGGGAGUGCCGCGAGCGACAGCGAAGGCGGCGCCUUUGCAGGCGUGAUCGCUGGCGGCGCCAGAACGAGCCCCUCCGUCGAAACGCCUGCGCCUGUACCGCGCAGCGCGUCGAGCGGCGACGCGGCUCUUUCGUCACUGGCGAGGUUCGCGACACUAACCGGCGGCGCGCCGUUGCUAACGCGGCGCGACUCCGACCCAGCAGACAGCACAGUUGGUGCCGACAAGGCGGCGGGAUCCGUACCCGCGUCGUUCAACACCGGAACUCCCGCUGCGGCGGCGAGAUGCGACUACAGCGGUGUCCUGCCCAGCAUGACCUUCGAAGAAAUCUUCAACCGCUCGUGUCCGCCGCUCUCCGCCCCCGCCGCGGUGUCCACCUCCGUAUCCGCGCUCAGCGCGCGCGCCCCUCCGGCGGAGAAGGGGGGCAUGUGGCAGGGGCCGGUUGAGUCGUUCUCCGCGCCCGCAACCAGCAGCGCAGGGCGCGUUGACCUAUCAACUGAGAGCAGGAAAGCUGUUAGCAGCAGGGAAGUAACGCACGGAAUGCAUCUGGCUGAAGAGUCCGUAGUGUGCUCUGAGUGGAGCCAUGGCGAUGGCGUUGCUGGUCGCAGCGUUGUGAAUUGGACUCAGAACAACCAGCACAAUGACUCGAAUCAGGGUGUUUUUGCUGUAGCGGGAAACGAAGGGGCGAGCAUGCGUUUUCCCGCGUGCCCCGCUGUCUUGGCUGCCCAGCUGAGUCAGCAACCGGCGCUCGCGGUGCAUGGGGGGCUUGUUCAGUACAGCAGCAUUUUUUCAAGCCGCCCUGUCAUGUCCGUGGUAGGCACGGAUGCGCCUAGCAUACCAGACUUUUCUGAGUCGACCCCAAAAGUGACUCAGCAACAGGCGGUGGAAGUGCAUGGGGGACUUGUUCCCUACGGCAGCAUUUUUGCAAGCCCCCCUGUCAUGUCGGUGGGCGGCAUGCAAGCACCUGGCAUGACAGUGCCGUGGGGGUGUGGCACGGCAGUCCCGUGGGUGCAGGAGAGAACAGUGGAGCAGCAGGUGGCGAUGGCGCAGGAGGAGGCGAUUGUGCAGGCGCUGAGGGAGAGCAGGGCGCAGCUGGUGCGGGAACAGAUGGGCGGCAGUGGUAGCGCUGUGACUGCUGGGAACACUUGUUCUGCUGGGACUGCUGGGCUAGCUGAGAAUGCUGGUGCCGGGUUGUGGAGUGGCAGGGACACGGAUGGGGCAGAUGCAGUGCAUGCAGGAGGAGCAGGCAUGGAGCAUGGUGUGCUGGAGAGUGCGAUGGAGCACGGUGUGCUGGAGAGAGCGAUGGAGCAGCAGGGAGCGAUGGUGCAGGCGCUGAGGGAGAGCAGGGCGCAGCUGGUGCGUGAGCAGAUGGGCGGCAGUGGUGGCGUUGUAUUUGCUGGGACUGCUGGGGCAGGUGGGAGUGCUGGAACCGGGGUGUGGAGUGGCAGGGGCGCGGAUGGUGUGGAUGCAGUGCAGGGUGGGGUAGCAGGCAUGGAGCAUGGUGUGGAGCAUGGUGUGGAGCAUGGUGUGGAGCAUGGUGUGCAGCAUGGUGGUGUGCUGGACGCAGCAGCCAUAGAGCGUAUGCUGCAGCUCUCAGAAGCCCUGCUCGGCCCAGCGGACCCCCCUCCUACUCAUCGCCCUCACGCCGCACAUCAUCCUGAGGCCCCUGACGACCGUCGUGCCCGAGUGGAGACCCCUCAUGGCCCUGUGAUCCCUCACGCCUCCCAUGCUGCUGCAUUCGAGGAGGCCAGUGCGCUGCUGGCUUGCUGUGACUACCAGCAACUCACCAGUCGAUUCCCUGAUGCUGUACCUCGCUCUUUGCCUGACUCUCUGCCCGGCCCAAAGCUGCAUUCUUCUGCUGCUGCUGCUGCUGCUGCUUCUGCCGCUGCUGCUUGUGAGCCUGUAUGCGAGCUUGCAGGCGUGGUGCCGACAGUGUACCCCUCCCCCAUGUGCAGGGGAGGGGAAUUCGCACUACCUGGCAGCAACUGCCUGCUGCCUCCUGCAGUGAGUGUGGCGCCAUGUGAACCAUUAGAGAGUGUGGCGAAUACUCCCACCAUUGAUGUUUCCCAGGGCCAGCCAUGCUUUGAGGAACUGCUGUCCCCGAUGUCUAGGCUCUGGUAG